UUGUCCCCUCCUCCCUCCUGCCGGCACCCACGUCAGACUUCCUCCUUCACUUGGCUGGACGCCAUAUCCCACUGACCCUUAGACUGUGGUGUCCCUCUGCAUCGCCUGCGUCAUGGGGGGCCGUGGACCCUCCAACCGGCUCCUGAUCCUGCCUCUCCUUCUGACUCUGGCUGAUCUCAGCCCUGUCCAGGCCAUGCAAGAAUGCAAGUGCUCUGCGGUGAGCCCUGGUGUGCUGGCGGGGAUCGUGCUGGGGGACCUGGUGCUGACUCUGCUCAUCGCCCUGGCUGUGUACUCCCUGGGCCGGCUGGUCCCGCGGAGGCGAGCGGCCUCGGAGGUGUCCCGGAAACAGCGCAUGGCUGAGACAGAGUCGCCAUAUCAGGAGCUCCAAGGGCAGAGAUCAGAUGUCUACAGCGACCUCAAUAUACAGAGGCAGCAGUACAAGUAAGCCUGAACCACAGCAGUCAACAGCCUAAUGCCUGGAUGCAGACAUUCCUGCUGCCCAUCCAGCACCCUAUUUUAACCCCCACCAAGAUGCGGAUCCACAGAGUGUUCCCUAAACAUCAUACCUCUCCCCACUACUGUUUCCAAAUAAACA
Molecule: messenger RNA, 595 nt
Organism: Talpa occidentalis (Iberian mole)
Lineage: Eukaryota; Metazoa; Chordata; Mammalia; Eulipotyphla; Talpidae
Gene: TYROBP
Product: transmembrane immune signaling adaptor TYROBP
Exons: 5
Coding region: 113-445 (110 amino acids)
Biological process (GO): positive regulation of natural killer cell activation; positive regulation of microglial cell mediated cytotoxicity; negative regulation of B cell proliferation
Cellular component (GO): cell surface
Molecular function (GO): signaling receptor binding
Source: RefSeq, a predicted model, not a curated record